ACAACACCAGAAGAAAAAUCCUGCUACUACUCUCAGCCAGUUGCACUGGUCGCAGCUAAAGUGAAAGCUAACACGUGUUUGCCCCAGUUUAUUCAACUGUACGCUUUAAAAUAAACUGCAACUUUUAUGAGUUACUGUUGUUUAAACAUUCCCAAUUCUGAGCCGUCAGUCGUCUAGGUUGAGCGAUAAUGGCGGACAACGGGGAUGCAAAAGACUCCCUGCAUAUGAUCAACGAGGGCGACAACGUUGUGUUGAAACGUGGAGAUGUCUACAAAGCUGUACAAAUAGAGUCGAGAAAGAAAAUCGUGUUUGAGAAGCAGUGGUUUUUCUUGGACAACGCCAUUGGGCACCAUUACAGCACUGCAUUUGAAAUUUCACCUGGAGGACAGUUGCAGCUUGCGAAACCAAAAGUCGUGCAAAGUGCUGGUUCUGACGCAAAAGAAGCUGGCACAGACAACCGUAACAUCGUGGACGACGGCAAGUCACAGAAAUUGACCCGGGACGACAUUGAGACACUGAAAGAGCAAGGUCUGAAGGGUCAGGAAAUCAUCCAACAGCUUAUAGACAACAGCUCCACCUUCAGGGAUAAGACGGAAUACGCCCAGGACAAGUACAUAAAGAAGAAAAAGAAGAAAUAUGAGAACACAGUGACUAUUCUAAAACCGACCUGCCGCAUCCUGGCGCUCAUGUAUCAUGGACGAGAGCCAGGCAAGAUCUGUCACUUGCGAUAUGAUACGCUGGCCCAGAUGCUGACUCUGGCCAACAUCCAUGCCGGAAGCAAAGUGUUGGUGUUUGAGAUGUGCGCUGGCCUAGUGCUGGGGGCCGUCAUGGAAAGAAUGGGAGGCUACGGAUCAGUGAUCCAAAUGUAUCCAGGGGGUGCUCCGCUCCGGGCGGGAGUGGAGAACUUCGGCUUCCCCGCUCAUUUCCACGACACACUGCAUAACUUUCCCAUCUGUCAUGUCAACGCUUUGCUGGCAGGAACGCUGGACACCAGCACCAAAGAACCCAGUGCUGAGGCAACGCAGAUCAAAACCGAGCAACAUAACACUUCAGAGGAUGGCGACAACAUGGAGACGAAUGCUAGUGGAGAACAACGUACUGACAGCGAACGCGAGCGAGACAGAGAGGCCAAGGCUGAGAUCAAGAGGAUGAAGCAGGAGGAGAGGCGCAAGAAACUAGAGGCGGCGGCAGCCCUGUUAGAAGGCAGGAACGCAGACGGAUUGGUCAUCGCCUCCCGCUUCCACCCGUGUCCCGUCCUGAUGUGCCUUCUCAAGUUUUUGUCUCCCUCCAGACCAUUUGUGGUCUACUCACAGUAUAAAGAAUCGCUGGUCGAGUGCUUCACCAAACUAAAGGAGCAAGGUGUCGCCGUCAAUCUCCGUCUGUCCGACACCUGGUUGCGGCAUUAUCAGGUGCUGCCUAACAGGACGCAUCCUAUGCUUCUGAUGAGCGGCGGUGGCGGUUACAUCCUAUCGGGCAUCACUGUGGCAACGGAGCAGACAGACCAGACUAAACCGGAGGAGCCGGCGGCAAAAAAACAAAAACUGACAGAAAGCUGAAGGACCCGCUUCAUACCCUCGUUUGUGUUUUGAGGGCACAUCAGCAACUUGGCUGGCGGGAGUGUCUGUUUGGAUUCAUCACCAGCCUGUUAUACAAGGAGAGGCCGCAAUACAGACACACUCUAGUUUUCUUGCUUUAUAAUAUUUUUUUUUUGUAAUAUAGUGACUGAAUCUUCACAAAAUUAAAAUAUUCUGAU
This is a messenger RNA of Corythoichthys intestinalis (scribbled pipefish), 1753 nucleotides long. It is a transcript of the gene trmt6, whose product is annotated as tRNA methyltransferase 6 non-catalytic subunit. Lineage: Eukaryota; Metazoa; Chordata; Actinopteri; Syngnathiformes; Syngnathidae. Gene Ontology annotation, cellular component: tRNA (m1A) methyltransferase complex; nucleus. The record is from RefSeq and is a predicted model, not a curated record. Gene Ontology annotation, biological process: tRNA methylation. The transcript is spliced from 12 exons. Bases 189 to 1556 code for a protein of 455 amino acids.